AUGGCGACUGAUGGGGAACCGGGUAUAGUGGAAUAUUAUGGAUCUGGUGGUGCACAUAGAUGUGGUUACUGUGGUAACAAUGGCAACUGUUCUCAUGGAAUGUGGUCCCAUUCUUUAACUGUCCAGGAUUACCAGGACCUUAUUGACAGAGGAUGGAGAAGGAGUGGAAAGUACUGCUAUAAACCUACAAUGAAUAAGACUUGCUGCCCACACUACACCAUCAAAAUGGAGGCAUUGAACUUCAAGUUGAACAAAUCCCACAAAAAGAUACUAAAGCAAAUGAACAAGUACCUUAUACACGGUAGUGUGAAGGGUGAGGCUUCCAAACCUUCAGAAGAUAAACCGAAGUCGGAUGUAAGUGGAGCAGAAAAAACUGCAGAAGACAGCAGCAAUAUAAAAAAUACUGAUGUUAUGGAUAGUCAUGCAGCGAAAGCACCUCCUAAACCAGGUUCAGGAGCUGAUCCUAACAAGCCACCAAUGAGGAAAGCCAAGGACAUUCGUUUAGAAAAGAAAAAGUCACGAGAGCUGAUAAAACUACAGAGUAUGACCAAGGAGGAGGCUAUGGCUGCACAGGAGUUGGCUAAAGGCCUUGACCGUGAGGCUAGUACCAUGAGCUCAGUCAGCGUGUGUAGUACGCAGAAGAAUGAAGCAAAGACACUGGCUGACUAUCUCAGUGAACCUGACAAAGCAGAGAAGUGUGCUCAUAAGCUGGAGAUUAGACUUGUAAGGUCGAAUCCACGAAGUAAGGAAUUUGAUGAGUCAUUCAAAGAGUCACAUCAGGUCUACCAUAAAUACCAGAUGGGCAUCCACCACGACCCCUCGCAUAAACCUAGUGAGAGCCAGUACACUCGCUUCCUGUGUGACUCUCCCCUACAGGAGAUGACAAAGAAGGGUGGAAUUCCAAUGGGAUAUGGUUCCUUCCAUCAACAUUAUGUAUUGGAUGGUAAAAUUAUUGCUGUAGGUGUCAUUGACAUUCUUCCUUAUUGUGUGUCAUCUGUCUACCUCUACUACCACCCGGAUUAUGACUUUCUAUCUUUAGGAACAUAUACAGCACUUAGGGAAAUAGCCUUUGUUCAAGAGCUCAACAAGAAAGCCCCUGACCUUAUAUAUUAUUACAUGGGAUACUACAUACAUUCCUGUCCAAAAAUGAAAUAUAAGGGUCAAUACUUCCCAUCAUUCCUAUUGUGUCCAGAGACCUACACCUGGCUACCUAUAGCAGAAUGUACACCUAAACUAGAUGUCAAUAAAUACUCGAGGUUUGCUGCUGAAGAAGUGGAGGAUGAAGGUGGAAAACUUGAGAUCAACAAUGUGCUUGUACUGUUCUGUCGACAAAUUAUGACUUAUGAAAUCUACAAAGCUUUGAAUGCAAGAGCACGGGAUGCAAAAGAAGUGCUGGAGUAUGCCCUUUUAGUGGGGAAGAAAUGUGCACAGAGAAUGUUGUUGUUUAGAAAAUCAUAGACAUAUUUAAUGGUGAACAUAUCUGUGUGGUUUUUUACCUUAGCUGUAUUACUUUAUUGUUAGUUAUGCUAAUAAUUUUAUUUACCGACGCACAAAGUCCGUCCAGCAGCAACUUCAUCUUGUACAACAUUUUAAGACUUGUAACUUACCUACAUGAUAUUGAAAGUCUUAAAGUUUGGCCAGAAUUGCUUCAAUGGAUGGACAUCAUGUCAUCAGGUGAAUUGGGUUAGUCCAUUUAGGUCACAGGGUGUAAAUGUGAUUAUGUCUGACUGAUUGAUCAAAUGAACAAGUAAUAAGAAUGUACCCAUAAGUGUAAGUUAUCAGGUUUUAUAUACAAUCUCUUGUACAAUAUACAGUACUUUCAGCUCCCCAUAUGAUAUAUAAUCGUCUUUCUGUUUAUGUGCGAGUCCAUUUGUCUUUCUGUUUAUGUGCGAGUUCAUUUGUCUUUCUAAGAAGAAUGAUCAUUGAAAUAAAAAUGCACCUGCAAUAAUUUAAUUUAGUAAAGGAUUAACCUCUUAGAGUCAAUGGGCUAGAGGUGAAUAAUUUUCCAUUUUGAAAAUAAAACAGAAAUGGAUGUUGUCAGGAAUUUGAGAAAAUAUAGACAGUAAUCAGGCUCAACAAACAUAACAUAAUUCCUGGAAGGAUGAACCCUACUGAUUUUACUUAUUAUUGUCUCAAAGAUAAAGGUCACAUCAGUCUUACAACAAACAGGAGUAAAACAGAUGUUUGUUAAUUACAAGGUCACAAUGCCGUUGUUAUGUUAUAUUGUAUUUAUUACAUGAUGUCAGUUUGUUUAAUCUUUAUAAUCAGCAUGGAUACACUAUGCCAUAUGAUAUUAGUGAUGUCUUUGAUGAAAUGUUGCUACAUGUCUCUGUUUCUUUGUAAGAUAUGUGAAUGUAAACUCUUGGAAGUAUUGCUCACAUAGAUAUGUACACAAUGUACACAAAUACAAGCCCUUGAUCAGUGAUGAUUUUUGUGUAUAACAAUCUUAUUUAAUAACUGGUAUAUUAUCCCAUAACUGAGUACAAGAAAGCAGUGUAUGUUUCACUAGUAUGGUAAUUCUUAUUUUAGCAAAUUCUUCAAAUAUUUGUCAUGUUUCCUAUCAAACUGACUCCCCCACCCCCACCCCCAUCCCUCUGACACAUAUUAAAACCUCUCUUUCUGUUACUAUUGAUUAUGUCAUAAUGCCUGAAGAUGGCUGCUAGGCCUGAAAACAUUAGUGAACUAACUUAUUGGUUUUAACUUUUUAAUCAUCUAACCAAUGCACAAUGUAAAUACAAGUUAAACCAACAUAUGUAUUCAAACUGUAGAUUUUAUCCAAUCGUUUCUCCUUAAAUUUCUCAUCAUCAUUACAGCUGACUUUUUUACUAACACUGUAAAAAUAAGAUAGUGAUUUUGUGUAGUGAAGAGCAUUGAAUUAUUGAACAUUCAUCAACCUUGUGCAAUUUUGUUGGAAUUGAAGUAGAAAGAAAACAAAUGUAGAAUUGUAGAAUACACUAUCAUUUUAUUGUAAAUUUAUUUUUCAAUACAUUUUUUUGUACUUAGGAUGUUAGUUAGAUUACAUGGUUAAUGUUAUAUUAAUGUUUUGUGAAAUCUUUGAAGAUUUUAUUUGAUCAGAUGCAAUAAUAAAACUUGAUCAUUCUUGCACAUGAACAUAUGAAAUACAAUUUAAUAUUCAAUCUCUUCUGAACUCUAUGUUUGUAAUGCUCUGUAGAAAUUGAUAAAAUAAUACACAUCUCUUGGUACCAAUUUAGAUUUGAUAUACUUUAAUGCAGAAAUAUAUUUUGACAGGAGAAAAAGAAUUAUGAAAAAACCAUCAAAGGAUAGUUGGAUAUACUUUAUGCGUAAGUGAGUUUGACAACCAUAUUGAAACUUUAAUCUUCACAUAUUAAGAAAGCACUUCUGUAUUUUAAAACGUGUUAACUGAAUAUUUGUUAAUUUAUUUUUUGUGUUGUGUACAUAUACAUUCUACUCAUGUUACCAGGAGGAAACUGCUCAGUAAUACAUGUCAUUGGACUUGAACUUUCUAAUUUUUAUGUCGCUGAUGAUGCAUUUUCAUGUUUUAAUACAUUUGUGUAAUUUUACAAUGUUCUUAUGAUCCACUUUGAGUUGAAUUCACAUGGCCAACUAAACAAAAAAGAAAUUGCAACAUGAAAUUUCCUACAUUAAAUUAGGCAUGAUUUUGUGUAAUGUUAUCAGACACCAUGAAGCUCCACAUUGCUCAUCGAUAUGAAUAGCAUUGGCCUUGUUGAUGUACAUGUGUACAUGCAAUCUUGAAUUUAAUUAUAUUUUGUAUCAGAUGAGUAAAAAAAUAAACUUUCUGUACACCAGAGUAAAA
Ylistrum balloti is the source of this 3796-nucleotide messenger RNA. RefSeq names its product arginyl-tRNA--protein transferase 1-like. Gene Ontology annotation, molecular function: arginyl-tRNA--protein transferase activity. NCBI's taxonomy places the organism in Eukaryota, Metazoa, Mollusca, Bivalvia, Pectinida, Pectinidae. The transcript has 10 exons. Bases 1 to 1458 code for a protein of 485 amino acids. Gene Ontology annotation, cellular component: cytoplasm. Gene Ontology annotation, biological process: protein arginylation. The record is from RefSeq and is a predicted model, not a curated record.